Pelmatolapia mariae (spotted tilapia) is the source of this 1362-nucleotide messenger RNA. RefSeq names its product UDP-GlcNAc:betaGal beta-1,3-N-acetylglucosaminyltransferase 7, like (gene b3gnt7l). Gene Ontology annotation, cellular component: Golgi membrane. Gene Ontology annotation, molecular function: UDP-glycosyltransferase activity; hexosyltransferase activity. The record is from RefSeq and is a predicted model, not a curated record. The transcript has a single exon. Lineage: Eukaryota; Metazoa; Chordata; Actinopteri; Cichliformes; Cichlidae. The coding region runs from base 4 to 1239 and encodes 411 amino acids.
GCAAUGGAUCACUUUUUUCGUAGAAAGCGGAUCCCCGCUUUUCUGAAACCCCUGUUAAGUCUGUCUCUGAUCUUUGCGUCUUUUCUCAUGAUCCAAAAGCUGAAACUGUCGGAGAAAGACGCAGUGGGGGUUAAACAUGUGAGGGAUCCGGCCUGGUGCGGCUCGGAGUGUUUUACAUUUAAGAAGACAGCUGUGACCAGUUCGGGGACCUCAGAUUCUCCCGUGCCCGUCAAGGAUUUGGAGACACAGCGGGUCCCGAACGUAACUCGGGCUUCUUGGGACGCGCAGGUUCUCAACUGUAGCGCGGACGCAUCGGUGAGGACCCAGGACUGGUUCCGGCGCUUGGACCAGAGAUUUCACCAGUUUGUGCUUCACAGACACUGCAGGUAUUUCCCCAUGCUCAUCAAUCACCCGGAGAAGUGCGCCGAUGGAAACGUUCACCUCCUCAUGGUGGUCAAGUCCGUUAUCGAGCAGCACGACCGGAGGGAGGCCGUGCGUAAAACCUGGGGGAAGGAGCAAACCGUAAAUGGGAAGAAAAUUAAAACUUUGUUUUUACUCGGAAGCCCAAACACUGGCAAAGACGCCAAGAACCUACAGAAACUGAUCGAGUAUGAGGACCAAAUCUUUGGGGACAUCCUGCAGUGGGACUUCAUGGACACCUUCUUCAACCUGACUCUGAAAGAGGUCAAUUUUCUCAAGUGGUUCUACAUCUACUGCCCCAACGUGCAUUUUAUAUUUAAGGGAGACGAUGAUGUGUUUGUGAACACGCUCAACCUGCUGGAGCUCAUCGACUUCAAGGUGGAGCAGCGCAAAGCGGCCCGCUUGUUUAUGGGGGACACCAUCUCCAAGGCGAUCCCCAUCCGAAACCGACAGAGCAAAUAUUACAUCCCCAAGGAGCUGUACGACAAGCCGUAUCCACCCUACGUGGGAGGUGGGGGGUUUCUGAUGUCCGCCUAUUUAGCCCGUAGGCUCUUCGUGACCUCGGAGGGCGUGGAGUUGUACCCCAUUGACGACGUGUUUUUGGGGAUGUGUCUGCAGAGGCUUCACUUAUCCCCAGAGAUGCAUCCGGGCUUCAGGACAUUCGGCAUCACCAGACGCAGGGCGAGCACAAUGAACACAGAGCCCUGCUUUUAUAAAAACCUGAUCGUGGUCCACAAACUGAGCGCGCAGGAGCUGCUCAGGAUGUGGAGCGUGGUGCACAGCCAAGACCUGAUCUGCGCACAAAAAACUUCGAUAUGAUUGACAGAAAGUAAAUAAAUUCACUAAAUCUGAGCUCACGGGAAGUCUUCUUUGGCCGAUCAUACUCGAUGAUCUUUACGCAAUCUGCGGAGUCACGUUAAUUUUUCCUUUACCGUUACGCAG